AUGGCGGAAGAACAGCACUUGUCGUAUCCACUGCACGAAUGUGUAUUCGAGGGUGAUGUACAAAAGUUCGCACGGAUGAUGAGGACAGAAGAUCUAUCGAGAAAAGACAAACACGGUAACACGGCACUACACCUGGCCAUCAUGCUCGGUCGUAAAGAUAUAGUACAAUUAUUGCUCGCUCACAAUGCACCAGUUAAAGUUAAAAACAUCAAUGGAUGGACCCCAUUGUCUGAAGCAAUUAGCUAUGGUGAUCGUCUUACUAUUAUAUCGUUAUUGAAAAAAAUGAAACACCAAGCAAGAGAACAGAUUGAAGAAAGGCGACCUAGUUUAGUGUCUGCACUGAAACAAGUCGGAGAUUUCUAUAUGCAAAUAAAAUGGGAUUUUCAAAGUUGGGUGCCAUUAGUUUCUCGAGUUCUACCUUCAGAUCUUUGUCAGAUUCAUAAAAAAGGCACAUCUUUUAGAUUGGAUACAACAUUAGUAGAUUUUGCAAUGAAUGAUAUGAAAUGGGAACGUGGAGAAAUCACAUUUUUGUUUGAUGGUGAUGCUAAGCCUCCACAUUCUCUCAUUGUCAUGGACAAUAAAGCUGGUGUUUACCAAAGAGUCAGAUAUUUAGAAACUGAAUCAGAGAUUGAAGAUGAAGUUGAUUUAAUGAUGAGUACUGAUAUAGUGACUGCGCAAAUGUCUACAAAAUCAAUAACAUUUUCUCGUGCUCAAUCAGGAUGGAUAUUUCGACAAGAUAGAAAAGAAACUAUUGGAGAUUUCAAUGCUGAUUUUUAUCAUAUUAAUGGCUUAACAUUAGAACAGAAAAAACGAAGGGAACACUUAUCAGAAGAAGAUCUACAAAAAAAUAAAGCAAUCAUUGAGAGUUUAACUAAAGGAGGGUGUGCUAUUAGUAUUGAUUGCAACGGAGAACCUGUGAGAAGAGAAUCACUUAUUCCUCCCAUGCCUGCAAUGUGCACAUGGAAAGAGUAUUAUACAUCUCCGGCGGGACAACAUCCAGCCCUAGCUAGAGAAAUGGUUUUUAAAAACACAACAAGAGGAUUUAAGGCAACAGUUGCUAUGAGUAUGGAUUUUCCUCUAUCAGUUGCUAUGCUAAUGGAUGUACUUGAAGUUACUGCUCCAUUUAAACAUUUUGCUAAACUACGUGAUUUUGUGAAUUUAAAAUUACCACCAGGGUUUCCAGUCAAAUUAGAUAUUCCAAUACUGCCAACAGUGUCUGCUAAGAUCACAUUCCAGGCUUUUGAGUUUCGCGAUGACAUAGAUUCUAAUCUUUUUGAAGUACCAGCGAAUUAUGUUGAAGAUCCAUCUAGGUUUCCAGAUUUAUGACGAUUUUUGAGUUCCACAAUGUUAUCAUAGAUUCAAAACUAUUUGAAGGUGCCAUCAAAUUCUAUAAUAGUUUCCUCCUAAGUUCACAGAAUUACUAAGGCCUGGUGAAAAUGUAUUGAUCAACUUACUACACAUCCUUUGAUCAAUAUAAUUUAUUGUUGUGAUAUGUAUACAGCACAACUUUAUUCAUUGCUGUAUGUAACUCUUACCUACUACAAUUCUCAAGAGAAAAUACUCGAAAAUUAAUGACUAUUAUUAUUAUUUAUUUAUUUUUACUCCUCAAGAUUUCUUUGUAAAACAUUAUUUAAUUUUACUUAUUUAUUUGUUGCACAGAGGUUUUUAAAUUGUAAUUCCAUUCUUAUGAAUGUGUUACAAAAUAAGUUAACUUAUUUAAUUUAUUUAUUCGUCCUGCAAUUUCAAAUUAUAUUACUAUAAUUUUGUUAUUUUAUUUUUGUAUUUACUUUAUGCAUUUAGAGUUUGUAUUUAACUACAUCUGAAAAGUAUUUUUUUAUCCUUCCGAAUUGCAACUAUAGUAUUUAAUGUUUUUGUUUUGUUUUGUUUUUAAAGGAGGGGGACUUAAAAAUUAGUUUGUGUACAAUUUAAAAAAUUGUAUCUUUUUGUAUAGCUUUGCUAUAAACAUAAAUACCUAAUAUUGGUGUAUUUAACUAAUUAGAUAGUUGUUAUUAUCUAAAUUAUGUAUGUUAUAUAGAAUAUUGUUUCCCUAUCUCAACAUUGUAUACUUAUAAUUUUUAAUUAUUUAUUCUUAUUAUUUUAGUAGCACUAUAUUAUGUAACUGUGUAUUUUAAAACAAAGGGAGUUUUUUUUUAGUAUUAGUUAUUACUAUUUUGUUUUGUUGAAACAUUUCUGUAAAUUGCAAAUGUUACCUCAAGUUUAUUUUGAAAAAUAAAAUUGAAUACCUACAAGAAA
Molecule: messenger RNA, 2253 nt
Organism: Myzus persicae (green peach aphid)
Lineage: Eukaryota; Metazoa; Arthropoda; Insecta; Hemiptera; Aphididae
Product: ankyrin repeat domain-containing protein 13C
Exons: 10
Coding region: 1-1326 (441 amino acids)
Cellular component (GO): cytoplasm
Molecular function (GO): protein binding
Source: RefSeq, a predicted model, not a curated record